Molecule: messenger RNA, 1244 nt
Organism: Durotheca rogersii
Lineage: Eukaryota; Fungi; Ascomycota; Sordariomycetes; Xylariales; Xylariaceae
Exons: 2
Coding region: 172-1161 (329 amino acids)
Source: RefSeq, a predicted model, not a curated record
ACGCUUUUCACAGUCGGCUCGAGUCGUUAUACCAGCAUCGCCACAGUGGCUAAGCUCCCGCUAAAUGGCAGCAAGUCCUCACGCCCUGGCGGACGACAGACCUGCUCUACAUUCCGAAAACUAUCAGACACAAUCGAAAAAGAUCUCGCAUCCCAUCUCCAUUUGCCCGCCAUGGCUCAGCUCUACAGCGACCUCGACGACGAGAUCGGCCAAUUUUUUGCGCAGGCAUCUGCUUCCAGGGCAGAAUGCGACGAUCUAGCCCGCACGACAUUCGGAGGGCUAGUCGAACCAGUUUCAGUCCAAGGGGCGACCAGCUACACCGUGGUAGCAGGGCUAAAUAGAGAGAAGAUUGUCCAGUUCCGAAACAUGGACGCCCAGCUAGACAUGAGAAUGUUGGACCUAGCUAGACAGGUUCAUGGAGACGUUGUGCCUGUAGGUGCUGCUCUAGGCCAAAUUGGUAACGACGCGCAAGGACAGCUCGCUAUAUAUGAGAUGGACAGACUCCCGGGAGACAACUAUGCCUUGGUGCGCACGUCUCUGGCGGAGGAACCCCAAAGCCAGUUGGCCGCCGUACACAGCCUGGCGAGCUUCUUUGCGCAGGCCUGGCGCAGGCCGGUGGCUCUAGAUCAGCCUGCUAUCUCUGCAAUUGCUACCGAGUUCUCUAGUAGGCUCGACGCCGUCUCUUCCUCCGGCGUUCUCACCGAUCGCUUUGGGCCAGCCCUCGACGAAGUGAGGGAGCAUUUGCCGACGCUCGUUUCCGGAGAUUUUCCACUGGCGCUCACUCACAGCGACCUCAACGAGCUGAACAUCCUCGUCGACGGCGGUAGCGGCAUUAUCACAGGAGUCAUAGACUGGACUGACGUGGGGAUCCAGCCCUUCGGUUUCACCCUGUACGUGCUGGAAAAGUUUAUUGGCAGCAUGGGCCGUGAUGGAUGGAUCUAUCUCGACAACGCCGGCGUGCUGAGGGAUGAAUUCUGGAAGGCAUUCGCCCACCACGCUGGGCGAGUGUCCCGCUCACAGAUGAAGAGUAUUGAGGCAGCGAGAAAGGCAGGAUAUUUCCUCCGGUACGGAACAUUCUACAACAGUGGGCAGAAGGGAGUUGUAGGGGUCGAGAACAUGAGCAUUGAGAAGAGACGUCUGUAUCUGGAGGCAAUUCUUUAAAGGUGGCCGAACGAAAUCCUGGGCAACCCUCGGCGUUCCAUGCCUAGCUGCAGUAAUGACCGUUCUGAACUUAAUUCUCCAAG